Molecule: messenger RNA, 6399 nt
Organism: Amoebophrya sp. A120
Lineage: Eukaryota; Dinophyceae; Syndiniales; Amoebophryaceae
Source: the annotation of a GenBank genome assembly
CGUUAUUCUUGCUUGGGCCUUUUUUUUUUUGCUUGAAUACCGAAAGGCACAGAAAUACGCGAACGCGACGAGUCGUACCACUUUUGAUGUAUACAUGCACAUAGUCUUCAACAAGUGUUGGUCUUUUGAACAUUUGGUGGAUUUAGUUUUCCAGUGACAAAUACAUAAACGAGCAUGGUCUUUCCCUUUUCUGCCGCGCCAAGGUGGGUUACGGCGUCGUUUAAGAGCAAGCGCGACUCGGCGUCAGUUCCUGGUGCUACGAACCCACCCUCGGCGAGAAGUAGCGGUCUUUUCACCGCCCGGAGCACCGCUUCAGCCUCUGUCGCAACAUCCGCUUCGAAGCCGACCAUGGACAAGCAGCAACCUUUUCCUGCCAAAAGCAGCGCGGGUCAACAACAUGCCUUAGAUGAAACAGGUCGCGGUGCGGCCGACGGAAACGAACCAGUGUCGCAGAGAGAGGAAGAGGUGGUGCGUAGCGUAGUUGGCGACUUCGAGAUCACGACGAGAAAAUCCCCGGGUAAAAACGAAGCGACGCACGAAGUGAAGCGACUUGUGGACGACAGCAGUGGGCGCGAGAAGCGGGAGAGGAGCGAGGAACGAAAAGUAGAGGAAACAACGGAGAUCGCCUCCCAGGUAGCGAAGACUCUGUUCACUACUUCCGACUCUAGCACUCCUUCGGUGCCGGUUGCGCCGAGUAAACAAGGUCGUGGUCUUGCCGGAAUAGAAACUGCCUCCGCCGCGGAAGCUCUUUUGUCCGCGCGCCGAGCUGCUCCUGUGGUCCUAGGAACGGCGACAGCCGCAGGGACAGCGGGCCCUAUUUUGUUUCAUCAACAGCACGCGCAGAACCUCUCCGCGUCCGUGCCGGGGCACUUCGUGUUGCCGCAUCAGCAAUUGGGCAGUCUCGCAACUACUAGCUUGACCCCCCGCGUCGUCGCGGUCCCGGCCUUACAGACGAUGCCGCAGUUGUAUCAAGAGCAAAUAAUAUGUCUGGGUCCUCUGGAAGAACACUGCAACCUGUCAUGCUAAUAAAUCUGAAUCGCACAUCAACUCGCACAUCAAAAUAUAAUCUGUAUUGCAUGAACGCCAAAGCUGCCAAUCUGAGUGAUACAAGACAUGCAUGAGAAAUACGGGCAUUGUUCCAGGGGGCCCAGACAUGUUUGCAGUUGAUACAUUACAGGUGACCGCCGGGUUGACGCACAAAGACCUCACUGCGCGCGCGCGGUUGGAGCCAGCUGUAAUAAGACCCGUUGCUGCACCAGGAGGUCGGACCACCGCAACGCGCGGCGGCAGCAGCAGCAGUACAGCGAACAGCUUCAGCGAAAGCUGCACGGGUAGAAGCACUAGUGGCAAGAACCACCGCAACGACCCGGCUGGACUUUUUGACGACCGCAAUUCUCUUCACAAUGAGGAGACGUCGAGAAUAAGUGGUACCAGCAGAGAAGGACGUGAUAAUAGUACUAACACCGGGUCGACGACGGCGGUGUUGCAGCAACAAGCUGCCGUCCAGCACGCUCCGCCGGUAGCUGCAGCAAGAACAGCCACUACUGUAGUUUCAGCCGCUUCUGUCAUCACUACACGGCAAAAUAACCGCGCCGCGCCACCGAUCGGGAUUGCGAUUCCGCGGCUCAACUUGAACGCCGCAAAAUUGAACGCCAGCACUACGCUCAGCCUGUUCAGCUCACGGCCGCCGACCACUGUGCCCUCCAGUCGCGAGGAGAGCAGAUUUGAUAACGUACUCUCGCAAGAACCGGGUGGACAGGAGCGGACAACUGAGUCUCUGUUGUCCGCGAGAACUACAUCUAGUAUGCAGGAGCACCGCGACAAGAUGUUGAACAUGGCAGGAGCUCAAGGCUGUCGCCCGAUGAAAAUCGUGACCUCCAAUGGAGCUACUUCGAAAAGCCAGACACGGCCCCAUCCGACGAAAAUUCUCGGGAACGCACCUCCAAGCAAUGUGUAUAAUUCGACCACGGGUAGCAAGAACUACAUCACGACCCAUCAACAUCCUGGCACCAGCCAAACUGGCAGCAGGGUUGUUUCAUUCCGCCAGCAUGCAACGAAAACUGUAAAAAGCGGCUUCUCGUCUCAGCAACAGCCAGUGCUCGCCUAUUACGAGGACCCACAGGACGAGGGCAAUGGCACUGCCACUGACACUGACGACGACGCGCUACUUUCCUCCUCCGCGGGGAAAAUGCUGAAGCGGAGUUCUUUGCUUGAACAAGAGAAAAUAAAGGCCAAGAACCUCCUCGCGAGCAGUUCGGAAGUUCUGCAGAAGUUGGAGACGAUGGACCUAGAGAGCAUCGCGUCCCCGGCGAAGCGAGUAGACACCGCCACCGUCGUGCGCAAGACCCACCCCUCCAAAAUGGUGGACGAAGAGGACGAGAUUAUAGGGUGGAACAACAAGAACUCCGAAGAUGCUGCUCGUCCGGAAAGCAGGAGCGCCUCGCACAAUAAGUGUAGUUCACAGGUAACUUCUGCGGUAACAGUUGCGCACAGCAGAUCUUCAGACAGCUCUUGUUCAUACACGGAAGCAGAAGUAGAAGAUGAAGAUGUCGGACAACUUCAUGAUCAAAAUCCAGAACAGCUCGACGAAGACGAAGAGGAGAUCCAAGAAAUCCGGGAGGAGCUGAAGAAGGCGAAAAUACCGCUGCUCCAGCCGGAGUGGAACAGUAAGCCCACGUAUCGAAUGAAAACAAGUCCUCUGGAUCAUCGGGAAGGGUGCGUAAUAUGCUUGUUGUGCUGGUGAUGCACGCCGGCCCAGAAGGUCUGGCAUGCAGGGCCUAGCAUCAGAAUUUGUGUUGAGACAGUAUCUGAUAUGUCGAACUCUCAUGACAAAUUAAUCCGCUCUUUUGCUGACAAGAAGUGGGCAAGUUUUGCUGUUCAUACAUGAGAGAUGUUUGCGUGAUCUAAAAUACGCAUCACAACAAGCAUGCAGUCUUCCAGACCUAGACACAUAUUGGCAAAAAUGCAUACCACGGACAUCUUCGAGAAGGACAAGCGGAAGACCUUCAGCACCCAGAACACCAGGGUGGUGGUGGUCAAAGCCAAGAAAUCCAAUUACGAACUGGAGUGCCAGCGACUCGUGCGCGAUGGAAAAUCACCAUGUGCUGCAGCUUCGCGGUGAAUUUCUUGUGUAGAAUAGAAAGUUGUGCAUAAUUAUUGCGUGUAGCAAGGAAGGAGACCAAGACAGCUCUUGCGUUUUAGGCAACUUUUUUGCAUGAGAAAUGUAUUAUUUUUUUGACCUUGAUCAUGAGCACAUAAAUUGUGAUUUGUCUGCUUGCAUAACUUGACCGGCUGAUCCAGGAUGGAUUGAUUCAGCAAAAGCUGCACCUGAAGAAAGCCCAGAAGACGGUAGAUCAAGUGUCGGCCAGCGAGAAGAGGUUGGUGGGGCAAGCGCUGAAGCAGCUCUCGCAAAUCAAACGGCGGGCCGAGGAGGCCAAGCUCCACUGUCGGACCCGGGUGGGGGAGAAGGGAGAGAAGAAGAGGAAUUUGGAAAAACUCAUCGACGUGUUGGAGGAAGAGGAGCAGGAAAGCGCGUUUCUGCCGGACUACGUCAAGUUGCUGAGGGGGAAAAUGCAGGCAUUCAAAGAGAAGGUGCUGGAAGUAGAACGAGAACUGCCGAAAAGAAGAACGGAGUCACGGUAGGAGCGAUUUUUGGUAUAAGAGAUAAAAUGGAAAUUAGCAUCCUGGACGAGAAAAGGUCUUUCACUAUACUGGUCGUACGAAGAACACAAAAAACCCAAACAUCACAGCAUUGGCCACCGCGAACGCAUUGACCGCAUGGACUGUGAAAUCGCGGAGUCUUUUAUCAGCAGAAAAAUGGGUUCUUGUGCCCUGCCAUACGCAAAGCGAACUUGUAUUGCUCCGGCAAAUUAUCGUCGUGCUCGUGCCCUAAUUUACACUGAGUGUAGUUUUAUGCGACGCGAUAGAUUUAAAUUCAUCUUCAUCCUUCUCCCUGUCUUUCACCUUCACGUCGAAGUUUGAGCAUGAGGCUUUGUGGCGCGCCGGAGAGCACUAGAUAGCCGCCUUUUUUCCACAUCUCCAUACACGCUAGCAUCGUAGAGGAUUUGCAGAAACUAACCACGUACGGGGACCUGCUCACGACGGCCUUUGAAGAAGUGCGCGUGGAGAAGGUUGAUCACUUGACAACAAAAUUAGAGAAAUACGUGCAGAAAAUGUACCAACUCGUAGUCAUGGUGGAGGGCGACGACAACGAUCCGAGUGAGGUGCUGUGGUCCGCGCGAAGGAACUACAACAAGACCGGAACAACAAUUGUAGCGACGACCCCAAGGACAACUGGAACUGCUGCUGCUGCUGCUGUGCGAGACCAUCAGUCGCCGGGGUUUUAUUCGCUAGUCGAUGACGAGUUUAUUCGGAACAACAGUACUAGCCGCGGUGGUACCUCCGCUAGUACCGCGCCUGCUGCCCGUAGUUCUUCUGCCUCCAGUCCCUCCCCGUUCAAGACAACUUGUCCCAUAUCAACUGUAAAAAUGUCUGGGUCUGGAAGAAUUCAUGUUUGUCAUGCUUGUCUGGUAUGACUCUUAAAUCUGUCAUGCACGUUACCCAAGAGCUCCGUUUUUCUGUGAUACAGAAGCGCAGUUUGUCAUGCAGAAUAGGCAACACCUAGGAGCUCAGAAACUUGCCAUGCUGAGCCAGCAUUUGUAGCCUCAUCAUGAGACGCCACCCAGCAUCACAAGUUCCCAGACCCAGACAUUUUUACUUUUGAUAUCCCACGGGGAUAAACCAAGUGCUAGUCGCCGCACUGAAUCUCCAGGGCAGCAGUCCGGAAAACAAGAACAAAUUCAGUUCACUAUUACAAUGAAAAAUUAAAAUGCCCCCACCCCCGAACUUGGGAGCAUUUGUAUUGCAAACCUUGGCAAAUGAAACAUUCGCCCUCUUGCACCUAUCAGCAUCACAGGUUUCCAAUCGUGAAUAGCAAAAAUUUGUAUUGCAAAAGACCCCAGCAAGAGCGGCGCUUGUCAUGCAAGCGAUGCGAUACACGCCUAAACUCUGCUGCAUCAGAAAGAUUCAUACUCCUUUCAUGCAUGACAAAAAGUUUUCAUUUGGAAACUUCGCAUCACAAAUUUUUGCAAUUUCAGGGGUGGGGGGCACUUUUCACUGUAAUACUCACCGUCGAGCAAAACAAACAGCAGCCAGCAGCCACGGGAGACGCGUGCGGGCGUUCCGGAUUUUUCUCCCUCGUUGAAGCGGGCGGCGAGCUACGCCACCUCCAACCUUGACAGUGAUGAGGUAGAAAAAAGACUGAGCGCAAAGGACGAGAAGGUAGUGUACUGAAAUUCCUUUGUGUCUCUGUUCAUGAGGUGCUUUUGUUUGAAGGAGCAUGUUCUCUGUUCAGUUCAAAGCAAAGUCUGAAACUUCAACCACACUUCUUAUACAAGGUGACCAUUAUGCGGGAAUACAUGCAGAAUCGGACCGCCAAACUUACCACGACCGUGGCCUCAACAACCAAUAAAGCGGCAGCCAGUGCAGCUAAUAUCGCGGCCGACCCAAAGCCCAAGUGGAAGAUUGGGUCCUACCGGCAAGCAGCUAUUGUGGCUCCACUGGGGAAGGCGGUGGAAAACCCGGAGGCGUGGAGGUACGGGCACGGGUUUCCACUGCACUACAAUUGAGGACCAGGAUCAUGCCUGGAUGCCUUGUUCCGACGGAACGCGUAAAUAAAAGUGAAAGUGGCGGCUGAUGAAGACAUUGUAUGAUGACUGUGAAAUCUAAAUCGAAAUCCACAGCUUGCUGCGUUAGCGUUCCGCACUAGAAGUGUUUGGCAUAGUUGCGAUUCUAAACGUCUCAGUUUCAUCCAAUAGUAAUAUGGCAUGACCAUAAAAUUCUUGAUUUCAACUACAACCCGAGACACAGGAUUCAAGUUCAUCGAGUAUAGUUCAGAAAAUGAGUCUCCACGACGACAGUACGGUUUAUUUAGUUGACUUUUACUGUUUCAGGUACAGAUUCAGAUGAUUAUUACUACAUUCCCACGCCAUGAUGCGUAGUCGCAGAGCAUAUGGAUGAGAAUCCGAAAGACCACAGACAAGGCAGCAGUAUUUUCUUGCUGUGCGAACUUUUGCAUGAGUGAGGAGAUCUGCUUCAAGCGUGUUCGAAAACAAAACUAUUUCUUGCUGCACGAUCCGUGGGCAUAACGAGAAGAUCACUACUAUUUUUCACGAUCUCCUACUUACUUUUCUAGGACAUCACAGACAUCCACGCGUUUGUAUCGAGUCAGGUACUUCUUUGCGGUUUGACUACUGUAGUUGUUUGUAGUGAAGUAUUGCAGUACGUUUUUUGUAGUGAAGUUUCCAAUUUACAACUUUGUCCACUAGGUGUGUAAGUACUCUUUUUCUGAGAUGAAGUAAAUAGAGAGCUCCUCCACGCAGCAAGCCGUAUUUUGAAAAA